AAGAGAAAUAUCAAUGAUAUAGACUAACUCGAGAGGAGAUUUGAUUUUCACCUAUGAUAACCAUUAGAACUGCUACAAUGUACUAGCUAAUCAUCGUUUCGACCGAUUCUCUUUGGGUGUUGAUUAGCAGUUGGGCAGAAUCUUCGUCAACUGGGCCAUGGAUAAGAUACGGAUUUCCAAGGUUGAUGAUGUUAACAUCAUCCGCCGCGGCAUUACAUUGCAAGGAACUCUGCACCUCACGCCUCACCACCUCAUAUUUAGUCACAUCCCCGCAUCCCCCACUGAAGAUGCUUCGGGUAUUCCGCAGAAGAUACGGCCCAAAGAAUUAUGGAUAACCUAUCCUAUGAUAGCGUCAUGCACAUAUAGGCCUGCUCCUACAGCGUCCCACCAACAGCCUUCAAUCAGAUUGCGAUGCCGUGACUUUGUCUUCGUUGCUUUCCAUUUCUUAGACGAACGGCCUGCGAGGGACGCUUAUGAGACAAUCCGAUCUCUAACAUGCAAGCUCGGCCGCAUAGAGAAGCUCUACGCAUUUAGCUACAGGCCUCAGUCCCCUGAGAAGCAUGUCAACGGUUGGGAUGUGUACGACCCUGUGAAAGAAUGGCAAAGAAUGGGAGUCACCGAGGAAGCCCCAGGCGCGGGCUGGAGGAUAUCGCACAUCAACACUGAUUACCAAUAUUCACCAACGUACCCAGCACUCCUGCCGGUGCCAGCAACGAUAUCUGAUAAUGUGCUCAAUUAUGCUGGGAAAUAUCGCUCGAGGGUUCGAAUACCAGUACUGACCUACCUCCAUCCUAUAAACAAUUGCACUAUAACGCGCAGCUCUCAGCCUCUUGUGGGAGUUCGAGGCAACCGGAGCAUUCAGGAUGAAAAGCUUGUUGCAGCUAUAUUUGCAAGCUCGAAGCCUCGAAUCUUAUCUACGCAGUCCUCCCAGACUGAAUUCGACUCGAGCCCUGAGCCGAGCCAAGUGGAAGCUGGCAAUGCUAGCCUGGAGAAUAGUAUGACCGACACAGAGGCUCUGGAGGAUGAGGUCCUAUGGCGGGCGAGCGCAGGGUCUGGCUCAAGUGAACAUCGGACCUAUGGGGCUCAACAGCAUAACUUAAUUGUCGAUGCUCGGCCCACUGUCAACGCUUAUGCGAUGCAGGCUGUCGGACUAGGCUCGGAGAACAUGGAUCACUAUCCGUUUGCGGCAAAGGCAUAUUUGGGAAUUGACAACAUCCAUGUCAUGCGCGAUUCUUUGAAUAAAGUAAUGGAUGCACUGAAAGAUUCCGAUCUCACUCCUCUGCCUCCCAACCGUGAGCAGCUUGCCAGAAGCGGUUGGCUCAAACAUAUUACAAGCAUGCUAGAAGGGGCUGCGUUGAUUGCGAGACAGAUAGCGCUCCAACAUUCGCAUGUUUUGAUUCACUGCUCGGAUGGUUGGGAUCGAACUAGUCAGCUCAGCUCUCUGAGCCAACUCUGUUUAGACCCGUAUUAUCGAACACUUGAAGGCUUCAUAGUUCUUGUGGAGAAGGACUGGCUUUCAUUUGGGCAUAUGUUUCGUCACCGAUCUGGAUUUCUCAACAGCGAGAAAUGGUUCGUCAUCGAAAAUGAAAGGCUCGGGGGGGUUGGAAGCGCAGGGAGCGGAAGCGGUCUCAACCCCAGUGGAGGAGGAAAUGCAUUUGAGAAUGCUCUUCUAAGUGCCAAGGGAUUCUUCAACAAAGACAACGCGAGCCGCGAUUCUCUCGCCGAGUCCGACGGCGAAAUGACGCCCUUUGACGUGUCACCUUCUUCGAGGAAACGAAACGCAACCGCCAAAGAAGGUGCACAAGGCGACAGAGAGGUCACCAAAGUGAAGGAAACCAGCCCCGUUUUCCACCAAUUCCUUGAUGCAACGUACCAACUCCUGUACCAGUAUCCGACACGUUUUGAAUUCAACGAGCGGUUUCUUCGCAGGCUUUUGUAUCACCUGUAUUCGUGCCAAUAUGGCACGUUUCUCUACAACAAUGAAAAGGAUCGCGUGGAGGCCAAGGUCAAGGAAAGAACAAGGAGCGUGUGGGACUAUUUUCUAGCCCGAAAAGCGCAAUUUAUAAAUGAAAAUUACGACCCUCUUAUUGACGAUAGGGAGAAGGGCCACGAAAGAUUGCUCCUGCCCCGGGUCAACGAGGUUCGGUGGUGGAACGAAGUUUUUGGCCGUACCGAUGCGGAGAUGAAUGGGCCGACGUUUAACUCUGUUAGAAGUUCGCCUGGUGUUUUGACUGGCGUUGAAACAUCAGAAACGAGCUUAGGUGCUGGUGUGCCCGACAUUGGUGCACCCAGUAUGCGAUCAUCAAACCGUGUGGCCAGUCUCGGGAGUGGAUUGUCAGGGCUGACCCUGAGCGGUAAGGGACGAGGCCCACGAGGCUCUAGGAGCCCCGGCCCUCCUCGGCCCGAAAUGGAGGUGGAGAUGCAGUAAAUUUGCUCGUUAUGUGGGGGAUGACGGCCACGUUGCGACAAAAUGUUUCAACAUGAUGUAUCAUUUUAGUGCCCUUGACCAUCUUUUGCUGACCUUUUACCCAUCAAUUUUCUUUGUCUGAUAUAAAGCAUCCAUCUGCAAGAGGCAUUAGCAGAGGGCGUUCUACGGCGAUGUUGUUGGGGCUGUCAUUAUUCAUUUGUAUUUGGUGGUUAUUAUAUUGACGGACAGGAUAUAGCUCUUAUCGAUAGGCGUGACCUAUCCCGUGUGCAAUUUCAGUUUAGCGCGAUAUCAUUGUACUGCAGAAACCAUCUCUACCAACC
Molecule: messenger RNA, 2748 nt
Organism: Xylona heveae TC161
Lineage: Eukaryota; Fungi; Ascomycota; Xylonomycetes; Xylonales; Xylonaceae
Product: protein phosphatase
Exons: 3
Coding region: 158-2428 (756 amino acids)
Biological process (GO): dephosphorylation
Molecular function (GO): phosphatase activity
Source: RefSeq, a predicted model, not a curated record